CCAAUCUUGUCUUAGUUUCUUUGUCUUUUAUCUUUCUGGAUUAGUCACCUUCAAUGGAACAAGAGCACCACCAAUGCAUAGUGAAUGAUCAUGAACUAGUAGAAGGACAAGAACAAGAAAUGGAAGAUGGUGCUUUGAAAACAAGGCAAUCUCUUUCACAUGGCACGGAAAAUCUCACUGAUGGUGUUGUAUUAGCAUCCUCUUCUUCUUCCUCUUCUCUUACUAGCAAUGGCAGUGAGCAUAGUAAUGGAGUUUGCACAGCGGUCAGAGACCUAGAUGGAUCUCCUGUUAUGCAGGAGGAAGUAUUUGAAGACAUAGGACGUGUUUGUGAAAAUAACAACCAUGUUAAUGAUGAUAUGGUAGAUAAUGAAGCUGUUCGCCUUGGCCUAGCGGCUGAAGUUGCAGGAGCAGCAACAAAUGGAGAUGCCAUAAGUGGUGCUGCUGUGUCACAUAAUAAGAACAGUGUUUACCUUGAUAAGCAACAAGAUGAUGAAGUUAAUGGACUUAAUGGAGUUCAAAAUGGUGAUGCAUCUGGGUAUGUCUAUCCAACAAAUCUGGGGGAGAAAGAGUUUGAUGUACAAGUACAUCAGUCAGUUAUUCAAAAUAGUCUAUGCAGAGAAAUCACCAAUGAAUGUAUGAAAACUAUGGAUGACAAGAUCAGUUCAGAAUUAUCCCAUUUACAUAAUGCAUCUGGCAUACAAGCUACAGCAGUUAUGAAUUUUGGUGAAGAAACUUGUGCCAAGGAAGGUCCCAACUUGACAAAAGAGAUUGACCAACAACUGCAAGAAUUUGAUGUUGAGGCAGUAUUGGCAAAACAAGAGACUCAUGACUUGUUUUGUCCUAAUUGCAAUUCUUGCAUUACUAAAAGGGUUAUUCUUAAGAAAAGAAAAAGGAGGAUUCAUAAUGUAGACAACAAAGCCAAGCGUGAUAAGUUGGAGACUAUAGUUAGCUCAGAGCUGGUUGAUGGGUCUGCUCAACCUGAAGCCAGCCAAGGUGAUCGCACAGAUGUAACCUCUGAUAUUGUUACUGUAGAGCCACCUGCUGAUGAUAAUUAUCAUCCUGAUAGAGAUCCAGAAGUAUUCAGGUGUUUAUCAUGCUUCAGCUUCUUUAUACCUAGUGGAAAUUGUUUCAAUCUGUUCCGUGGUGCCAGCAAGAACGAAGGUACACAAAAUCCUUCAAAUAUACCUUCAAGCAAUUUGCAAGAUCCUUCAAAUCUACCAGGCUCCAAUGCAAAUUGGCUCAAAUCUCAACUAAUUACUUGGACUAAGGGGAAAAAAGCUAGUGAUGCGUCCCUUGAACAUUCUAGAACUGAUCCUGCUGAGCAGCAUCCCUCAACAUCAAUUAGUUCAAAUGUGCCAACCUCCUCUGAAAUUGGUCAUCCAGAAGGUCUUCUUACCAAUACAUCUAUAAUUAAAAAUGUAAAACCAACGCCAGAUAUUAAUAAUGGACAUGGAGAGAUGAAUUCUCUGAUUUCAUCAACAAAUGGUUUAUCUACUAUACAAUCUUAUACAAAAAGUGCUGGUGAUGCAAUGAAUGGAAUGCCAAUAAUUGGGCAGGAUUUCACAGAUAAAGCAAAGGAACAAUUACUGGCUGGAAACCUGAUGACCAAUGAGGGAGAGGAAAAGAGAGCUUCAGUAGAUAUAAUAAAGACAAAUAUUGAUGUUAUGUCCUCAGUGAGCUUUUCUGAUGAGAAGGUAUCCAAGCAUGAGAUUGUUCAAAUAGCAGCUGCUGCUACAACUGAAACACUUGUUAGUUUUGGAGAAAUUGCUAAAGAUGCCAUUCUGAAUCCUAAUGCUGGGGGACCUGAAUUACUUGGUUCUACAGCUGUAGGCAAGAUACCAGAAGCUGUUAAGAAUACUUAUUCCUCUUUGGGACAAGGAGCACAAUCAACAAUUCAAUCAUUUGGCAGUGCAAUAAUAGCAAGUGAUGUAGCUACUAUUAAACAAAAUGCUGGAAUGGAUGCUAUCUUGCCAUCAAAACUAGAUUUUAAAGUAAUUGAAAAACUGCAAAAGGAUAGUGACAAGGAAAUAAAUCCUUCUACCAGAAAAGAAAAUGAAGGUGGUGAUGUGAUAGUUGAUGUGGAGAAAGAACCAUUUGAAUCCACAUCUCAGACAGCAGAUAAUAUUCCAGUUGAAGGUGUGACAGAAUCACAUACUCAAGCACAAAUUGUUGAAGAACCUAGAGAUGAAGCUGGUGAACCCCAAGGGUGGGAAGUACUUAAAAGUAUUGUAUAUGGUGGUUUAACUGAGUCGAUCACAAGCCUAGGAAUUGUGUCAUCUGCAAUUAGUUCUGGUGCUACCCCAUUGAAUAUUAUAGCAUUGGGAUUUGCAAAUAUAAUUGGUGGACUUUUCAUCCUUGGUCAUAAUCUCAUUGACUUGAAAAAUGAUCACUCUGAAGGGGAUCAAAUGCAAAUGAUUGUGCAAAAUCGGUAUCAAGAAUUACUAGGACGAAGAGCAAACUUCUUGCUUCAUGCCGUUGUAGCUGUCUUGUCAUUCCUAAUAUUUGGUUCUGUGCCCCUUGUUAUCUACGGCCUCCUGAUUAACAAGAAUUACUAUGCUGAAGUUAAGCUUGCAGUGGUAGCAGCCACUUCGGUUGUAUGCAUCAUUCUACUUGCUAUUGGCAAAGUUUACACCACAAGACCACCUAAAUCCUAUAUCAAAACUGUAUCAUACUUUGUUACAUUGGCACUUGCAGCCUCAGGAGUCUCUUACAUAGGAGGCAACCUAAUCAAGGAUCUCCUAGAGAAACUCAACCACUCAGAGUCAGGUUUAACUAUUACCAUGCCCAUAUCAGACGCAAGAGCAUGGAUGUCUUACUAAAGUAGUACGGGUAGGAUUUUACGCAAGUAUGGAAUCAGCAUGGAUAUCUAGGAACUUUUGGAGUUAAGAGUUUUUUCUUAUGCAGAUCUAGUCCUUAGAGGAACCUAGUUAGAAUAAAUAUAGUUGUGCCAAGACAUGAAAGUUCAA
Messenger RNA from Abrus precatorius (Indian licorice), 2966 nucleotides. RefSeq names its product membrane protein of ER body-like protein. Bases 54 to 2819 code for a protein of 921 amino acids. The transcript has 9 exons. The record is from RefSeq and is a predicted model, not a curated record. Lineage: Eukaryota; Viridiplantae; Streptophyta; Magnoliopsida; Fabales; Fabaceae.